Molecule: messenger RNA, 2510 nt
Organism: Physella acuta
Lineage: Eukaryota; Metazoa; Mollusca; Gastropoda; Physidae
Product: zinc finger protein 12
Biological process (GO): regulation of DNA-templated transcription
Molecular function (GO): DNA-binding transcription factor activity, RNA polymerase II-specific; RNA polymerase II cis-regulatory region sequence-specific DNA binding
Source: RefSeq, a predicted model, not a curated record
AUACCAAAUUAGCGGAUGUGACAAAGAGCGCGGCUUUAGUUUGUGGUUAAAUGACAGCAGGUGGAUAAUCAAUUCUUUAAAAAAAACAGUGGGUUGCUGACUUCAGUUGAUGCCAAAAACAAACAUAAUUCAUCGAUAAAAAUGGAAUUUCCUAUUGAAAUAAAACCAGAUGUCUUAAAUAUUUCUCCAUACCCUUCUGAAUCUCUUUGUGACAUUAAAAAUCUAAUUAAAUCAGAGAUUGAUGAUUUUACAGAACUUCAAAAUUGUGUUGAAACAAUUACUUACAACAACUAUUUAAAGUAUGGCAAUACUUUAACUUGUAACUUGUGUAACAAAAAAUAUGUUUCAAUGAAAUUUUUGAACACACAUUUGAGGCAGCAUUUAUCAGAUACGUCACUGGCUAGCUUAGCUCAGAUGGAAUCUAUUUUAGAAUCAAGAGGCAAAAGACAGAGUCGACAUGUAAUUAAAAAUAGUAGUAGUAAAAAAACAAAGACCCUUUUCAUUUGUGAUGUUUGUGGUAAAUCUUAUACACGCAAAUCUAGUUUGAACAUACAUUAUACCAAGCAUAAAAAACUGAUGAACUAUGAUUGUUAUGUUUGCCAUAAAGUGUUUUAUAGCUCAUUUGCUUUAAAAGAACAUAUUUUUUUGCACUCAAUUUUCACUAAUUCUUUAAAAAGUGGUCUUCCUGUUGUUUGCAACUUGUGUAACCAACAUUUUUUAAAAAUGGUUAAUAUAAAGCAGCAUAUGUAUAUGCAUUUAACAGAGAAACCUCAACCUAAAACAAAACCUAAAAAAAGGGAAAGAAAGAGGAAAGAGCCUUGCGUUUGUGACAUUUGUGGAAAAGUAUAUUCUCAUGAACGCCUUCUUAAAAAACAUUAUGUUGUGCACUCUAAAGUAAAGCCUUAUCUUUGUGAUAUUUGUGGUAAAUCUUAUGCUUCUAUUAGUUAUUUAAAUGAUCAUUAUAGAGGGCAUUCUAAUUCCAUCAAGAAACAACACACUUGUGAGCAAUGUGGUUUAGGAUUUUUACACAGACAUGCUUUAUAUAGACAUCGUUUUGUGCAUCUAAAAGAAAACACUUUCAAAUGUGUAGAGUGUGAUAAAUCCUUUUCUGCUCCUACUUAUUUAAAAAUACAUAAUCUUCGUACCCAUAUAAAAGAUAAAGUUUUUCCUUGUGAGCACUGUAAUAAAUCUUUUUUUUUAAAGUAUAUGCUUCAACGGCAUAUGAUUGUACAUACAACAGCAAGACCAUGUCUUUGCACUAUUUGUGGGAAAUUAUUUAAACGUAAAUCCAGUCUGCGAGACCAUCUCCUCCGGCAUAAAAAAAGAAAUCAGGUGCCUCUUAGUUGAUGUCUUUGUUAUUUAAACACCAUGUGCAUAAAGAUCCUUAUAUUAUUGAUCCUGAUGGUAAAUUAAUUUUGUUUAAUGGUUACAGAGUAUAUAAAUUUACAUAAUCUUGUGUAAACAAUUGCAAAGAAAAAGUCCCAAUCUUGUUAGUAUAUUUUGUGUCCAUGUCCACUGAAAAGAAAAAGAGAAUAUUACUAAAUGUGUUUAUAGACAAUUAAUUUUGAUCAAAUCCUGGCAUCGUUUUCCAUAAGAGUGAGUUGAAAAUGCAUCAUGUGUGUGAAAAUAUGAGAAUUUCUUUAAUUUCAUGGCAAUUUUUUUGUAAAUGAAUCUGUUUAAAUUUUGCACAUAAUAAGGAAGAAUCAUGAUGGUUAAUUUUGUUCAAGCAAGAAUCCUUUUUUUUAUGUUAGUUGACUGAUUUGCUUUUGUGUUCAUCUCUUUAAAAAAUAAGGAUCAACCACAAUGUAAUGUUAAUAAUACUUUGUACUUUUGUUGUAGCAUUUCUCUCUUCACUCUAUUAAAUUUGAAAUGUACUAAUUGACUGUGUGUUAAAUUGAACAUGAUUACUGCUGCACAAUAGGGUAUUGAUGUUUUUCCUGCUGACAAUAUUGUGUCCUGCCAUGAUUUCAUUGUGGCAGUCUAGGUUAGGGAUGGGUUGGAGGCAUUGUGGUGAUAGCAGGUUGCUAAUAGCAGCCAAUAAAAAUUGUAGCACUCAACUCCCAUUAGAAGCUGAUGCGUAUUUACUGAAAUAUUAAUAGGCUAUAUAUGUUACAACCAUUUUUUUUUUAGUAGUCUUGGUUUUAAGACCUUACUUUUAAAUGAAUGUUGAUCUCUCAAACCCACUUUUUAAAAAUUGUUCCACAACUUUUUAUCCUGCUUUUUACUUUUAGAACUUUUAGUAGGCUCUCAGUCUCAUGCUUACUUAUUAUUUAAUUGUAAAUUAAAUUAUAAUAAUAAUAUACAUUAUUCUCCUGUUCAAAGUUAUUUUUUCUAUUAAUAUUGAUUUUUUGGUUGUUGUGAAUGUUAGCUUUAGGUGGUCUCCACUUUGAAUAUGUGCAAAAUACUACACAAAAAGGAAAAAUCUAAAUUAUAAAUGGUAAUCAAUACCUUAGUCACUAUUAUAUCUCUUUGGUUGGGAUUUGCUACUGCAUUUAUGACUUUAAUAUUAU